CAAUAAAAUAACUAGUCAUUUGUCAAACAGAUCUAAUUUCAGUAAAAGUGAUAUGAUCAUGUGUUAAAAAAUUGAAACCUUUCUAGUGGAUUGCAAACUUUAUACACCUACCAAUAAAAGCCAAAUUCCUUGACCAAUUUAGCCAGGCAUUAGUCUUCUCUCAUCUUUUUAGGUGUCCUUAAUGUUUUCCUCUAUUCACUCAAUUCAUUCCAAUUUCAUUUCCUUUUCACCUUUUUUCUAAUCAAACAUAAUCUAAUCUAUCCGUUGUUACGCUACACAAGAAGAACCCUUUUGAUAAAGACAUCUUCAUUAACUUCCCUUCUACUUUCACUUUCAUCUCUUCUUUUACACCAAUGUGAAAACUGAACCCUCCCUUCCAAAAAAAAUCCAUCAAUUCAAUGCUAGCUGUUAUAUAUUAAGAACUAUACCAAUUCCCAAGUCUUUCUUUGUGUACCAUGUGAAUUGACUGAAAUAUAAUUAAAGCUCUGAUCUUUCUUAGCCUUCCUUUCUUCUUUCCUUCCUUUUAUGGCGCCUAAUACCCUUUAUAGUUUAUAAUCAUCUGUUUUAGAGGGAAAUAACAAAAAUUAAGAAUUGGGUUUUCUUCAUUUAGAGUUCUUCUCAAUUGGAUUCUUCUUUUCUUGCUUGUCGGAAUUCUAUUUUGUAACUUAACAAGCUUUCAUUUCUUGCUUCUUCAACUGGGUUUAAUGAAGUUCAGAAGAAAAGGAAUUUUCUUGUUGCUGAUUUUUUCAAUUUUAUUGGGUUUUGCUUCUCCUGAUUCAUCUCCACCUAAUGUUGUUUCAGAAUGGUUAUCCGUGAAACCUAGGCACUCGAAUCUUCUAAAAGAUGCUCUAACAGAUGGAACUUCAAAUGGCGAGCCUUCAGAGCUUUGGUCUCCUUUACCAGAUCAAGGAUGGAGACCAUGUGGAGAAAACAUGAGACCUGUAAAACCAACUAAUUCAUCGGGAUACCUCCAAGUAUUUCUCGAUGGAGGUUUGAACCAGCAACGCAUGGGGAUUUGUGAUGCGGUUGCCGUUGCAAAGAUUCUGAAUGCGACAUUGGUGAUUCCCCUACUUGAAGUGAAUCCGGUUUGGAAAGACUCAAGCUCAUUUGAAGAAAUUUUUGAUGUGGAUCACUUCAUUGAUGUUUUGAAGGAUGACAUUAACAUAGUUAAAGAGCUUCCAUUUGAGUAUGCAUGGAGUACCAGGGAGUUCUAUGCGACUGCUAUUCGUGAAACCAGAAUUAAAACUGCACCCGUACAUGCUUCCGAUCAUUGGUAUACUGAAAAUGUUUUGCCUAUACUUCAAAGCUAUGGGAUUGCUGCAAUAUCUCCGUUUUCUCAUCGGCUAGCUUUUGACAACAUGCCUGAAGACAUCCAACGCCUACGCUGUAAAGUAAAUUUUCAGGCUUUAACAUUUGUCCCACACAUCCGAGCCCUUGGUGAUGCUCUUGUGAAUCGGCUCCGAUAUCCAUAUUCAAGAAGUGAACCUGAGCACGGACUACUUCACCAGUUCACAUAUAAGAAACCAGAGCCAAAAAAAUUUGUUGUUCUUCACCUUCGAUUUGAUAAAGAUAUGGCUGCCCAUUCGGCCUGUGAUUUUGGCGGCGGUAAAGCCGAAAAGCUGGCUCUUGCAAGAUAUAGGCAGAUGAUGUGGCAAGGAAGAGUUCUGAACUCUCAGUUCACUGACGAGGAGUUGAGAAGUCAAGGCCGUUGUCCGAUGACACCAGAAGAAGUUGGACUACUUCUAGCUGCUUUGGGGUUUGAUAACAGUACACGUUUAUAUCUUGCAUCACAUAAGGUUUAUGGUGGGAAAGCAAGGUUAGAGACUCUAAGAAGACUAUUUCCCCUUAUGGAAGAUAAAAAGAGUCUUGCUUCGCCAGAAGAACGCGCACAAAUCAAGGGGAAGGCUUCCUUGCUUGCAGCGGUAGAUUAUUAUGUCAGCAUGCAUAGUGACAUUUUCAUUUCCGCUUCGCCAGGAAACAUGCAUAAUGCUCUUGUUGGACACCGAACAUUCGAGAGUUUGAAGACUAUAAGGCCGAACAUGGGUUUGUUGGGUCAGCUCUUUUUAGAUAAAAACAUGAGCUGGGUUGAUUUCAGACAAGCAGUAGUCGAGGGACACCAUUACAGACAUGGUCAGCUACGGAUACGAAAACCGAAACAAUCAAUUUAUACUUACCCUGCUCCUGAUUGUAUGUGUCGUGCGUGAGUUUUGUUAAUAAUUGUUUUUUUAGGAGUUUGUUUUACUACAUAUAUGAUUUAGUUCUACCUACUAUAUAUAUGAGUAUUAUUUUGUGGGUUUUUGUAAUCAUCCAAAUAAACACAAGCCCAUUCGUUUUACUUGUAAAUGUCGCACAUAUUGAGCAUGUUACAUUUAGAAGGCCAGAAUAGGUGUAUGGUUUGAGAGGCCAGGUUUGUAUUUUUGGAUGAUAUAUCUUUAACCAUUGUACAAAUAGGGAAACAGUCCAAUUUGAUUGUUAUACUUCAACAAUCAUGUUUGUUCGCUGUUAAUAAUAGCAAAUAAACAUGUUUUUAUUUUUUGUC
Amaranthus tricolor (Joseph's coat) is the source of this 2539-nucleotide messenger RNA. Its product is annotated as O-fucosyltransferase 39-like. NCBI's taxonomy places the organism in Eukaryota, Viridiplantae, Streptophyta, Magnoliopsida, Caryophyllales, Amaranthaceae. The transcript is spliced from 10 exons. The coding region runs from base 705 to 2204 and encodes 499 amino acids. The record is from RefSeq and is a predicted model, not a curated record.